CACUCCCGAGCACACAUUCGUAUAUAUUCGUAGUCAUGACGACGACAAGCGACUGCUGCAUCUUUGAAGGCUGCGCGCUGCCGCCGCGUCCCAACUCGGUCAAGUGCGUCGCCCACCGAAGCCGCGCCGUGUGCCGGAUCCACGACUGCCGCAACCAAGUGUACGCCCGCCAGCUCUGCGUCUCGCACGGCGGCCGGCACCGAUGCGCCUCGCCAGGCUGCAAAUCGAACGCGCGCUCGGGGCGCUACUGCUGCCGCCACAGCCUCCAGGCCAAGCGCCCCAACGUAUGUGUUGCUGUCGACUGCGUCGAGACCGCGACCGCGGGACAGCUCUGUCCUCGCCACGCAGCGCGGAAAUGCGUCAGCGACAACUGCGAUACGCCCGCGCGGCGAGCCGGCGCAUGCUGGCGCCAUCGUGCUCGAGAUGCCAAUGCGAUGUCGCCUGCCAUGCCCGAACCGCUCCUUGCGAUCGACGAUAGCACGCCCAUGGACGACGAGAGUUGGCUGCAAGAGCUGUUUGAGCAGGCACCCGACAUGUUGAUGCCGCCGCAGGAGCUGAGAGAGUACAUUAACGACACGCUCCUGCGAUUGUAAUAUAUACCUCUCGAGACAAACGGGCAGACAAG
Saprolegnia diclina VS20 is the source of this 625-nucleotide messenger RNA. RefSeq lists its product as hypothetical. The transcript has a single exon. The coding region runs from base 36 to 593 and encodes 185 amino acids. The record is from RefSeq and is a predicted model, not a curated record. Lineage: Eukaryota; Oomycota; Saprolegniomycetes; Saprolegniales; Saprolegniaceae.